This is a messenger RNA of Cannabis sativa, 1152 nucleotides long. RefSeq names its product tryptophan synthase alpha chain. Lineage: Eukaryota; Viridiplantae; Streptophyta; Magnoliopsida; Rosales; Cannabaceae. Bases 89 to 1042 code for a protein of 317 amino acids. Gene Ontology annotation, biological process: L-tryptophan biosynthetic process. The transcript has 9 exons. Gene Ontology annotation, cellular component: chloroplast; cytosol. The record is from RefSeq and is a predicted model, not a curated record. Gene Ontology annotation, molecular function: tryptophan synthase activity.
UACUCCCUACCACACACAAUCAAAUCAAAUCAAAGACCCUUUUCUUCUCUCUUCUCUCUUCUCUCUUCUCUUCUCUUCUGCUUCUCUAAUGGCCAACGCCGUCACCCUGAAAUCCAAUGCCUUCAUCUUCUUCAACAAAACCCGAAACCACAUUUCUCUUCCUCUCUCUCCUUCCCAGUUGACAUUCUCUUCAACUAAAAACAGAUUCACUUCUAUGGCCGCUCUCACUGCUCAACCUACUGCUACUCUCGGACUCUCCCAAACUUUCUCCACCUUGAAACAGCAGGGAAAGGUGGCAUUUAUCCCUUUUAUCACUGCUGGUGAUCCUGAUCUUGAGACCACCGCAAAAGCUUUGAAGGUUCUUGAUUCUUGUGGAUCAGAUAUAAUUGAACUGGGUGUCCCUUACUCUGAUCCUUUGGCUGAUGGUCCUGUUAUACAGGCUGCAGCUACUCGUUCCUUGGCAAGAGGGACCAAUUUUGAUUCAAUUAUUUCAAUGUUGAAAGAGGUGGUUCCGGAGUUAUCUUGUCCGAUUGCUUUAUUCACAUAUUACAACCCUAUUCUGAAGCGUGGUACUCAGAAUUUUAUGUCUAUCAUAAAAGAUGUUGGUGUACAUGGGCUUGUAGUCCCUGAUGUUCCAUUAGAAGAAACUGAUAACUUAAGAAAGGAAGCUCUGAAAAAGGAUAUUGAACUGGUAUUGCUUACCACACCCACUACUCCCAAUGAUCGAAUGAAAGCCAUUGUUGAAGCUGCUGAAGGAUUUAUCUAUCUGGUGAGUUCAGUUGGAGUUACUGGAACCCGUGAAUCUGUUAGCGGACGAGUUGAAGGUCUUCUGAGGGAAAUCAAAGAGGUAACAAAUAAGCCUGUUGCGGUUGGUUUUGGCAUAUCAAAGCCUGAGCAUGCAAAACAGGUUGCUGGAUGGGGAGCUGAUGGUGUGAUCAUUGGGAGUGCCAUAGUGAAGCUGUUGGCCGAGGAUAAACCUUCCGAGGAAGUCUUGAAAGAUCUCGAAAUUUAUGUCAAAUCUUUGAAAUCUGCUCUUCUUUGAAGCUUGAAACAAACAGCUUGUCGAUAGGUGAACUGUAAUAAAAGUGGAUUUUUGUGACCUUUCAAAACUGAAAUAAGAAAAGAUCGACACAAACACACCUUUUAGCUCAA